Messenger RNA from Aspergillus steynii IBT 23096, 965 nucleotides. Its product is annotated as aromatic alcohol reductase. The record is from RefSeq and is a predicted model, not a curated record. NCBI's taxonomy places the organism in Eukaryota, Fungi, Ascomycota, Eurotiomycetes, Eurotiales, Aspergillaceae. Gene Ontology annotation, molecular function: oxidoreductase activity. The transcript has 2 exons. Bases 33 to 965 code for a protein of 310 amino acids.
CCGGUAUUUCCAACCAGAACUUGAACGGAACCAUGAGUGUGAUCCGCAACGUCGCUAUCGCAGGAGCCUCUGGCGAUCUAGGCAAGGUCAUCCUGCGCGCCCUGACCGAGAGCAACCUCUUCGAAAUUACCGUUCUCACUCGCCACGAAUCCUCUGCCCAAUUCGCAGCCUCUGUCCGCGUCAUCCGCGUCGACUUCACCUCCGUCACGGAUCUAACCGCAGCGCUCGCGAAUCAAGAUGCCGUCGUCUCCGUCCUAAACAGCGAUGCCUUAGACACUCAACUCCCACUAAUCGAUGCCUCCCUCGCAGCCGGCGUGAAGCGAUUCAUCCCCUCCGAGUUCUCCGCCAAUAACGGGAACCCCAAGACCGCCACCUUGCCCGCCUACAAGGUCAAGAUCGCCGUGCACGAAAUCAUCCAGCGGCAUGCUCGCGAGAACCCUCAAUUCACAUAUACGGUGAUUCGAAACGGGCCGUUCCUGGACUGGUCUCUUGCCCUGGGUUUCUUCCUUACCUUGAAGCCAGCACCGGGGGGUUCGGGGGCUAUCACCACGCCGUUCUACGACGGCGGGGACCGUCCGUUUAGCACGUCGACGCUGGCUACUGUCGGGAAGGCAGUGGUGGGUGUUCUGCACCGGCUCGAGAAGACGACGAAUCGAGUGGUUUUCGUCCAUGAUCUGGUCACGACUCAGCGGAAGAUGCUUGCUAUUGCGCGCAAGAUCGCGCCGGAGCGGGAAUGGAACACUGUGCAUGUGAGCACGGCGGAUAUGGAGGCGAGAGCAAGGGAGAAUUAUGCGCAGGGCAAGGUGGAUAUACCAGCGUUGAUGGGUUGUUUCUGUCGUUCGGUCUUCGCGGAGGGAUAUGGAGGGGAGUUUGAGGAGGUGGAUAACCAGUUGCUUGGGAUUCCGGGGAAGAAUGAUGAGGAUUUGGAGGGGUUGAUUCGAGAUGCGUUGGAAAAGAGUGCCUAG